AUUAAGAGUUUCUUCGACCAAACGUGUUUUACAGGCGGAGCAGCCAACAAAAGUCAAAACACGAAAGCAAGGCAGCUGCAUAUAAUACCAAUACAAGAACAGAAUUAGGAUCAAAAUCCAAAACCCAACACAAGUGGAGGUGAGAUGGACGAAAUCGAGGAAAUGGGUCCGAUAUCCGAUGGUUCGAAUCCUCCUCCGCAACCCAAAGCGAGGAUGAAGGUUCCAGAAGUAGAGGUCCGGCUGUACCGACAAGGCAAAGGUCCGAUCGACUCGUUCAAGUCAUGCCUCGGGGGUUGGGACCAGAACCAGUUGGAGGUUCAAGACAUUCUCGACAAAUACGGCUUCAAAUCCCUUUACGCCUUCAAUCCCCAGUCGGGUCGCGGCGUCCCCAUCCGCUUUAACCCCCGCAACGGACGCUCCAUGCUGCCCUAUAGAGACGGAUCCGAGGUUUACAUCGACGGCGAGCCCAAGGAUUCCUUGAUCAAACCAGUGACAAAGAUCUUGCUUGGAGUAGCUGUUAUGACUAUCCUGAUAACAUUGGUUAUGAAGGAUCCUCCAGAGUUCAUCCAAAAAUUUAAUUUUUUUGGGGGGAACUUCCCUCCUUGGAUCCUUGCUCUUGUGGUAAUAGUUUUUACACGAAUGAGGAAGAGAACCAGGGAUUUCCUGAAAAAACUUGGUUGGUGAAAGGUGACAUUGAUGCUUUUACCUAUAAGGCCUGUUAGUUUCUCUGUUUAUUCUCAAAUUUUGUUAAAACAAUGACUCGUGAUCGCUGAAUUUUAAUUUGAAGUAUCUGCUGAGUGGUUUUUGGUUA
This is a messenger RNA of Rosa rugosa (rugosa rose), 811 nucleotides long. RefSeq lists its product as uncharacterized. Lineage: Eukaryota; Viridiplantae; Streptophyta; Magnoliopsida; Rosales; Rosaceae. The transcript has 2 exons. Bases 145 to 684 code for a protein of 179 amino acids. The record is from RefSeq and is a predicted model, not a curated record.